Messenger RNA from Babesia sp. Xinjiang, 6789 nucleotides. RefSeq lists its product as uncharacterized. The transcript has a single exon. NCBI's taxonomy places the organism in Eukaryota, Apicomplexa, Aconoidasida, Piroplasmida, Babesiidae. Bases 1 to 6789 code for a protein of 2262 amino acids. The record is from RefSeq and is a predicted model, not a curated record.
AUGCCGCCGAAUAGAGCAGCUCCAGAGGAGUACUUUACGCAAUGGUGCAACGGUAACUACGAGUUGAUGCACAGUUGCUUGCAGCAGCUGUGCAAGGCGGAUUAUUGGCGUAAAGCUGAGGACUUGAGUUGUGAUAGCGUUGCCCCGGCUGGUGGCUUCUGGUCUCGUUUUUGGCAUGGUUCGAGGUCCCGUGAUGAUGAAAGCAAAGAUUCACCUACCGUACGACCUAAAGCUGGCGUUUUACCAGUUUCUAGGGAAGGCGGGGAUGCUGAUGUUCGUGGCUCACGGGCAUCGGGACAAGCUCCUUUCCCGUCUGAAGGCCAUGUAAGUGACGACGCUUUAGAAAAGUUGCGUUCAAGCGUCGUCGCGGGGUUCAGACAAUUCCCGUUUUACCGUCCCCACCUAAUUCCUAAUCGCAAGGUUUCCGUGGGUUUAGAUAACAUUCGCAACUAUAUCCGAGAGAAAUUCGCGGACCUGGAAAGAAGUAUAGACGAGGUUGAUUCUUUCAGUAUGCUUUCCAAUGUGGAUCAAUAUCUGUGUUGCGAGUUGCUAUAUGAGGGUAUAUGUUAUUACAGCGACGAAAGUCAGACCAUGUCAGAGUUUACGAUAAUAGAGAACAUGUUAUAUGCUCAAUCAGAGUACCAGUUAAGAUGUUUGAAAUUGUUGUUUCGUUUCAUCAACGGUGGUAAAACGCUUUCGGAUUCCAAGGUUUGUGAGAAUGCUGUUUUCCCUGAAUGUGUGACGAUAUUGAGAGAGUUGUUGUCCAAGGGUUUGAUAAAAAAUGUUCUCCUACUGCUGAUGUCAUCUACAAAGGAGGCAUGUAGGUACAAAACCAUGUUGUCUGGCGACAGUUCCUCGGCCGUGAAGACCUUGUACGAUCACACUGUUGACCUAGUCAACAGCCUGUUAGGUUUACUUGAAGAAUGCUUCCUUCGUUUUCAACCUGCAAGAGACGACAUAAAAGGACUUAUCAUGCUGCUGCCGCACAUCUUUAAUCUUAAAAACUUGUAUGGCAUUUCUGAUUAUGGAGGGGCACUGUCUGCAUUUUUCGACGGUUUGUCAGAUGGGUCUUCGGCGUGGUAUCCUGCAUCGCAUAUCGUGGCAUCCCUUUGUGUGGGUGUGCGUGAAUUUGACCAAAUUUCAAACAACGCUUGCAACAUGGGCAAUAGGAUGUUGCUCAUCGUGCUAUUAUCGCUGGACCCACAUAUUUAUCGUCUUUCUUGUGCAGAGGUAGCAGGGGCUCAGCUGGAAGCCACACCGAUGUCGGCGACAGAUUCUUUGAAUGAAUUCAAGCCUGAUGUAGCGCCAUUUGUUGAGAACCACCAAUGUCGGGUGUUGCUCGAGUUCUUCAUAUUUGGAAUUUACUUAAAUGAUAUGGAGCGAGCCAUCAAAUGUAUCGAUUCUGGCGUGUUCGUGGAUAUAGUUACCGUUUUCCUGGAUACGACUCCGAUUAAGGAGAGCGGCACCGUGAUCAAGAUAUUGGAAUUGUUGCUUCGUGUGUUCUUGUUUAGUAACAAUACAUUAAGCAAGCUGUGGUACGACAUCUUGGACUAUGAGGUGCUUUGCAAACGUGCUGCUGAAGACCGUUCGCGUGUACCGUUUACGGGCACUGUUGACGAACAAGUUUACAGGCCACCUGGUCGCUCUUUGAUAGAACUUUUAACGCUAUUGCGCCGGUUUGAAUCAUCUGAAAACAAGCGCUACGCUUUCCAAGCUUGGAAGAGUUGUGCGGAAGCUUACCGUUCUCUUAUUCCCAGCGUCAAUUGUCAUUUGUACAAGCACGUGUUUGACAAUCCAAUGUACAACUGCAGUGAAACCAACGCCGUGGACAAGAAACUGGUAGAGCGUCUGUUAGUGCCAUGCGAUGGAUUUAGCUGGUGGGAGCGCAACAGUGCUUUGUUGGAUUUGGUCACAUUAGCGGCUGGAGACCAGAAUAUAUAUGUAGAGACGUAUCCCCGUCUGUUGACAACGUUGCUCGACUUUGCUCUAUACCUCUCUACGAUAGAGGAUGUUGACGGUGAAUGUGGCGGACAUAUCGUGGGUCGUUUUUUGAACACUGGUGCCUCCCGUGAGCUUCGUUUUCCGUUUUUGUUGGAGCGUCUUAUUUCUCAGAUAGGAAGUUUAACGAAAGGAUGUUAUGAUACUCUUCCUGGUUUUAUUUACGAAAGGUUACUGGCACGUGACGAUCAGAUCGAGACAGCGGAAGCAGCCCUCGUGAUCGCUUCAACAAUUCAAUCGCAACAUUCUCAGCAAGGUUUGAAUGUAGGUCAUUGUUUACGCAAGAUGUACACAUUCCCAUUGAUCAGUGGCAUCCCUGAGGUUAAGAUUGCUCUAAGUACACUGGGUCUUGGUGGUCGUUGCCCCUUCGGUCUCAUUGAAACAUCAAUCGUUGCUUUCAAGCUGAUAUCUCAAUGUGAUCGUAUUCCUAAGGGCGUGCAGCUGCGUGACACCCCUGAGUUGUAUUUGGAUGUGAACAUUCAACAUAAAAUGGGAUCUGAGGACCAAAGUUUCUUAAAUUCUGUCUUCAGUAUAUUGUCUCGUAGCCACAUGGACGGUCUUGAGAUGCUCACAUCGUCUGUUUUGUCGAGUUUGUGUUCUAAUCAUAUCAAAGACUCUGCCACUGCUUCUGCGGCACUCCUUCGUAUUUCUGAGCUUCUACGUGACUCCAAGGGGAGGGCCAAUCGUGGUUUCGUGGACACUGGGUACCGUUUGAGUGUCGAGGAGUUGCGUGCUUAUGUGAAUUGUGUCCGUAUUUUGUUCGUCUAUCUGCCUCGUGGUGAGCGUUUUAGCCACAGCGGAACUGAUUGGUUGCACCGCCUCGUAGAAUUUGCGAUUUGGAUCUUGGAUACUCACUGCUUUCGCAACGAAUGUGUACAUUGGGGGUUGAUUGGUGAUGUUUUCGACUUCCUUGAGGAGGUAGUGAAAGGCCCGUUUGGAGGUGGUAAUGCAAGCAAGGCUAGCCAAUAUUUGCUUGAGCAAUUCUUGCAGCCUGCCAGUAGUAUUUGUGUGUCCUUGGUACGUGCAGCUUGGGAAUCCAACAUCUUAUCAGCUAUAUCGAUAAUUUGCAUCCUUUUCAAGCGUGAUAUUUUGUUGGUUCUAGCCCAUCGAGCUGCGAUGUUCAUGUAUACCAACCGCGAAGGUAGCCACUGCCCUAAUUGCAGCUUGCCCUACGUCAAAGACUCUGAGUUGCGUCGUAACUCGAUUGAUGGCCAUAUGGAUGUGGAUGCUCCUUCAGGUCCUUUAAACUGGUGGUCCAGCAAGAUUCGUAAGAUCAAUAGUAUCUUUUCAUCUAUUCAUUCUCGUGCUUCAUCUAUUUCCCAGAACACAUGUGAAUGCUUACAACUUGACAUGCAACCUUUAUCCCUUCUGAUGGCUCAUGAUGCUGUUAUCGAGGCGAUGAACACAUUGCAUUCAAAAGGUGAUUGUUCUAUUGACUUGACAAAACAUUGCGACUUUCUCGGUUUUUUCAAAUCAUCGGCUUCUGAUGAGCUUCGUAUGAAAUCUGUCUAUCUUCUGCUUCAACUUCAGGAGCGUGUAGGCAUCGAAUCAUUGUUUGUGUCCGGCAAGGUAUUGAAGGAGUUACAGACUUACUACAGUCUGCUACAUCCUUGUGAGGAAUUUCCCACUUACGUUAUGUACCAGGACAUGGAAUCUGAAGAUAUGUUGUUGUACAAUAAGGUGGCCUCAGUGGUCACUAAUUUUAAUCGCAUGGACAGUUGCGAACAUUUCUACUACUGUAUGAGCCACUUGUGUGACUUGAAUCGUUGUGGUAUCGACAGCUUGGUUUUGUUUUUGUUGAAGCAGUGCUCGAUAAAAUCAUCGUUGGCUAAUUCUGAGAACAAUUUUGGUUACCAGCUGCUUGGUCGUGACAAUGAGAUCAUUUCCCUGAUAAGGUUGGCUUCUGGUGGAGGUGAGCUUUGGCAGUUUCACGAUUGGCGUCGCAUGGAUGCAUUAGCUUCUCUGCUUUUGUUUGCGAAAUCUUCCCAUCAUGUUCUUAAGCUCGUGGCUAAGCAUUGGCGUUCGAUCGACGACGAUACUAGGAAAUUAGACUUUGUACAUCUUUCCUACGAAUCUUAUAUCAUGCAAUGUCAACGUUUGUCAUACCUGUUGCAACUGUUGGUCUUAAUAGCAGAACGCAGCAGUGAAGGCGUGAUCUUUGGGGACUCAUCGCACUUUCUGAAGAUUUAUUAUCGCUUAGUUAAGAUCAUGUGUGAUAUGACACGGUCGAUGCAUGAUGAAUUGGAUUCUUUGGUUCGUUCUGCAAUCCUUGGCAAAGGCUUGGACGUGAAAGUGUUCUUGAACAUGUGGAAGCAUGCGUCAUUCCCGUCAAAUGUAUGCUUGACGUUCGACCUCCAGCUUGCCACCAAACUCCUUAACCCUCAGUCGUGUGACCAUGUGCAGAAGGAGAUGAAUGUUUACGCGUUGCGUGUGAACUUAUCGAAUAUGGUGCUGACUUCUUCAACUGCGUUGAUCACGUCUAUAUUAAGGUUCAUUUCACAUUGCAAAAAGCUCAACGUACAAGGCAUCUCUGAGAAAUCGCGAAGUUGGCUCGAAUUUGCAUCUGCUGAAUUUGAUCCUGAUGAAACAUCUGAGUUGAAACUUGCUCUUCAGAUCGCCUUGAUAAAGCAGCUGGGUCAUUUAUGGAUAGAGAGCAACGUCGACUUGCAUGCCAACAACUCUCUUUUGUCGAUUUCUAUAAUAUUGAAGCUCUUGUCAUUUAUCCUGACCCACGAGACGUCAUCACAGCUUCGUAGUAAGGUAUACGCUUGCGUAAAUCUAUUCUUCACGAACCAUCUACGUCAUAAUGGCCCAACUGUAUCUGAGCUUGUGGUUGCACACCUCCUUAGCAAUUCAUCUGAUGCGCCCAUUUCUUCCAUGAGUGACCGUUCAACGUUAUUACAGUUACUCUGGUCAGACGUUACAACCUCGUGUAACGGUGACGGCUUCAAUGCCGAUGGCAUGGAUUUUGGAAAAUCGAAUCUGGAUGAUGAAAAUGUCAUGGCUGGAGCUUCUGGUGCAGCUUCCGGACCCAAUCGGGAACGCCCAGGCCAUGUCACACCCAAAGGUUGCUACAGUUCUCCGGGUAUUUACGCCAACUAUGAUUCAAACGGCCUUACCCAGCUUUUUGUGGGCCAGGAUUACGGUUUUGUGGAUCUCCGAGAAGAUUACGACAUAGACUUGCACCAGCUUAUCAGCCUUGAACGGAUACACGGUAACGAAAGGCUCUUUAUCGCUGUUGAUUGUGGUGUACGUACAGACUACCGUGUGGAAGCUUUAACGCUGCUGAAUUCUAUAUUAAGCGCAUUGCACAAAUUUGAGGCGGGGGCGGUUGAAUACGAAUUGGGUACGGUCAGUUACGGUUCUCUUGGUGUCAUAAGCGCAUCAUGUGUAUCUUCGUUGUUACAACAACGUUUACUUGGAUUUAAGCGUUGCAAACAAUGUUUGCUUCAUUCGCUAUGUUGCCCGUUGUGUCUUAAGUUGCUUACGGGUACUGCGAGAGUUCUGAAGGCGGCCAGUGGUCUGCAACAGUUUUCUACCUUUUGGUUCCACGUGCAGCCUACGUCACCUGAUACAUGUUUGGUUGAUUUGUUUUUGUCUUGUGACCUUCUGUUAGGCUUCUCUGAGUGUGAAAGUUUCCCUACGGAAUUGUUUCAUCCGUUUAUUUCUACUUUGGAGAAUCUGCUGUGCAUGCCAUCUGUUAAAAGCCGCAACGCCUUGAUCAAGUGGCUGAACCGUCAUUCGGAACUUUUGGGUUCUUGUAUGUCCCUCAACCUUCGCAGCGCUUCUUCUGAUGACGAAGUGUCUCUUGUCUCUAGCUUGCUGCGCAUAUACCGCAUUUGCCUGUUGUGGUUACUUGCUGAAUACAGGCGCGCUAAUUUUCAAUCGGAGCCACUGAACAACUUUAGUUUGAUAUUGGCUGACUUGCAGUGCAAGUUUCCGCUGGCGAUGACAAUGCCACGUUCCGUUCCAGCUUUGUUGGAUACGCUUACUAUGGAGUUGUCCACCUCGAGCGAUUGUUGCUGGCAAUGUAUUUUGCUAGGUCUUCAGAGUAUUUUCCCCGAGUUGGGUGCUUUUGAAUCGGAUCUUGACUUUUCUGGCCAGACUCCUAUCAAGGCUUUAGCCGUUGAGAAGGCAGCCACAGUGGCAACAGUUCUGACCCGUUGCGGUUCUGCUUUGCUGUCCUUCAUCAACCAUCUGAACAUGUUGGAUCCCACGAUGAGGCGAAAAUCAUUGGGUCGUUUCGCUCUGCGUAUUGCAACUGUGGAAUGCGCUGCUAUGCUCCUAGAAUACAUUUUGGCCUUGGUUGCGACCCAGGGGUCUGCUGGAGGCCCGCCUCAAAUAUUGCUCGGUUUAUCUGCAACGGAAACUACGAAGGACAUACUUGACAAAAAGGAUAUGACCGAGGAUGCGAAGACUUUGCUACGACCAUCUGAUGGAGCUGCCACUUCUGUCUUGGUGCCUAAGCUGAGGAAGUUCGUUGACUUAUCAAGGGUUGAGCUGUUACUUGACAAUAUAGCGCGGUUGUGUGGAGACAAUGGCGUGAGAUUAACAGAUUCUGUGGGAUCUAGGCGCAAGCAUGUUUUCGGCGACCAGCUGGUGGAGUACUUGGCUCCCUACGACCUGGAGCACGUGCCAUCUUUUGGAAAUGUGCAACAAUAUACGUAUUCCUAUACUACGUUGUACGGUCUUCUUCUUUCUAGCAUCUGUAAUCUUGCUAUUGUUUUGGAGCGGUAUUAUGGUUGCAAGUUUUCUUCCCCAUUGUUAUCGCGGGAGCACUUAAAGCAGUGA